AUGGCAGUGGUGACAGGGCGGCGUGCUGUCAGCCCGUUUGCGAGGGAAGACGCCGGUCCCGGGAGACCUCAGCGAAGUCCCUGGACAGUAAGACGGGUGUACGAUGCAGUCAAGUCACAAGCAUGCACUGUUGCGUUGUCACUAACAUUAUUCAAUGUGGUGCGUCUUCCACGAGAGGCGUUCAGAUAUGGAGACAUUCAGUAUUUGGUUGUCUACUCGUUCUGGUUGCUGGCACUGGGAUUGCCAAUUUCGCUGUUGCAACUGACGAUGGGGCAGCUGAGCCGGCAAGAUCCCGUCGGGGUGUGGAGAGCAGUCCCAAUACUGAAAGGUAUCGGCCACCUUAAGAUAUUGACUUCGUACUUAUGCUGUGUCUAUGGUAUGAUCUAUGCCGCACUUGCGUUGGCCUAUUUGAUAUGGAUCGGUAAAGGCACGAUCCCAUUGAAAGACUGUGUCAAACUGCACAUCACUCCGUAUGGCUAUGAAAAUAAAAUGAACGCGUCUGAAUGUUUCAAUUCAACAUUUUUGGCGCCAUUCACGGAACAUCCACAGUAUCUCGGCGUAAUGGCUAUUUUAAUAUUCGUUUUAUGGUUCUUUGUGCCCAUUAUGUUAUACAGACAGAGGAAGUCACUAACAUUGUCACUGAUCACAUUAUGCCCUGUGGUGUUAAUCAUCGCGAUUAUUCUCAUUUCCUUUCUGUCGGAUAAAUCAAACAUGUUUUCGAUACUGGAGUACUGUGAGAACUGGAUGACUUUGUCACAACCCUACAUUUGGCACAGUGCGUUAGUCCAAGCGUUGCUGUCUACACAAAUCGUCAGUGGAUACCUAAUAAGUGCUGGUGGUACGGUCUAUUCGUUUUCGGACGUGCGAUGGGUGUCUACCUUUGUCGUCAUCACAAACGUAUUUUCAGGAUGGUUCUGGGUAUUUUUUUGGGAAUUAAUCAGCGGUAACGGAAAGAGAGACCUUGGUUUUGUAACGAUCCUGGUCUUAAUUUAUCAGUCGUCGGUUUCCGAGAAAAGGUCGAAAGAAUGGCCUAUCAUGGCGUUUACAUUAGUUCUACUAUCUGGCGUUAUCAGUUUGCUGACGUUGCUGUACCCCGUUUACGAUAAGCUGCAUCGUUUGACGGGCGACCAGUGGAGACUGUAUGCUUCAGCCUCGUCGGCUGUAGGCACUGCGCUGACUGUGGCGACCUUAGCCAGUGGAAUGGACUUGGUCGCGUUGCUGGAUGAAAUGGUCGUUCCGGUACUGGCUGUGUUCACGGCCGCCGUCGAAGUAGUGGGAUUCGUUUUCAUUUACGGCUGGUUUUACCUCACAAUAGAUAUGCAGUUUGUCACUGGAACGAGACUGCCCAGUUGUUGGAUCAUCGGCUGGUGGUUGACGCCUUUUGUUCUCAUGGGGGUAACGGGCUGGUGGCUGCGCGCUUUACUUCGAGCAAGUUGGAUGCAGUCCACGAACCUGUGGCCCCUAAUGGGGGUGUUUAUCAUGAUGCUCGUUAUAGUAGUGGUGUUUGCCGCUAUAACAGUUGCAAACGAGGAACAGUUCAACUUGUUAACGAAAAUAGCUUCAGCGUUUCGACCUUCGCGUCUCUGGGGGCCAGAAGAGCCAAUGGCUCGCUAUCUGUGGAUGUCCCAACGAUAUGCAAACGAACUCAGCUCCGAGAACGAAACUGGCUCCGAACCAAACAACUACUCACAUUUGAAGAGUAACAAAGCGAAAGCUUACGAGGAGGAUUGGCUGGCGCCCGAAUUAUACCAAAGAUCGCCACGUUUCCUCACCAAGAGAAUUGGUUUGAACGGCGACAACACUAAAGAAAUAGGUCCAAUAUACACAAUCCACAGUAUACCUAGGUUUAGUAACAACGAGAAGACAAACGAUGAAAAAUUCCGAUCGCCUAACAUUUGCAUCGCUCGAGAUCAACUGGGUGGCGAGAACAAAUGCACUUGCAAUAGACAUUUCACACUCAAUGUGCCCGAUUUGAGGAACGCCGAAGUGUCGACCAGUUUG
This is a messenger RNA of Iphiclides podalirius (scarce swallowtail), 2001 nucleotides long. The record is from the annotation of a GenBank genome assembly. NCBI's taxonomy places the organism in Eukaryota, Metazoa, Arthropoda, Insecta, Lepidoptera, Papilionidae.